Closterium sp. NIES-65 is the source of this 3294-nucleotide messenger RNA. Lineage: Eukaryota; Viridiplantae; Streptophyta; Zygnematophyceae; Desmidiales; Closteriaceae. The record is from the annotation of a GenBank genome assembly.
AUGGCGGCGCAGUGGCUUCGCCACGACAAAGAGGGCGAACCAGGGGCGGCAACGCGGCAACAAAGAAGGUGCAGCAGGAGAGUAGGGGCUAAAGAGGGGCCCGAGAAGCUUCAGAUGCUAUCGCGGGCGGACAUGUUACACUACGUGGAUGUGAGAGGCGCCUGGGAUUGGCAGGAGUGCGAGUGUUGCUUCGACCGUGCCGUGAGCUACCGCGCACAGCUCGCACUUCGCAUGGUGGGCCUGGCAGGAUUUCGUUCCCUCCUUCUGGCGCAUUUGCCUGACUCCAUCCCGCUCGUCCCUUUCAGUCAACCAGCCAGCGCCAUUGCUGAGUACUCUGCAGGAGUACACAUGAAGCCUCUGGAGUGUUCGCCACCUCAACCGGUCUUCAGCGUCAAGUGUGUGGUGGCGCCCAUGCGCUGUGCCGAGGCGAUGAUUGUCGAGUGGAUGGCUGAGCCGCGUGUGGGUGUGCUCAUGGACCUGGGGAGGAUCAGAUCCUGCCUCCCUGCCAUUUUGGCUGCUACAAAUACUGGUACAACUACAGGAGUGCCUCCUGCAACACCUGUUGCUUCUGCUGCUGCUAGUGAGACGUGGGCUACUCGCUGGGCUGCCUACCGCCGGGCUGUCAGCUUUGCUGCGUUCCUCAUGCUAGUAGCGCGGUGCCCGCGUGUUGUGAACCUAAGAACGGUGUCUUUGUCUACUCACUCCGCCGCUUAUCCGGCUAUCAUGCAGCUGGGGGCGACCAGACAGAUUGAAAACGACUGCUUUGUGUCCAUGCUGGUGCAGGUGCUGGGGGUGAAGGAGAGUGCUGAGCUGCAGGAAGGGUUUGGGUUCUUCGUGCAGCAUGUGCUGUCAGGCGGGCUGGAGAAGGCGCAUGGUGAGGGGAGGGGCGGAGCUGAGGGGGGGGCUGCUGAGAAUGCGCAGGGGGAGGAGGGACGGGCGAAUGGCGAGGUGAUGGAUAGGGGUGGGGGCAUGGAAAAGGAGGAGCAGCAGGGAGGUGACCUGGCAAGGUUGAUUGUGACGCAGGUUGAUACUGGUGGUGGGAAGGGCAGAGGGGACGAAGGGGAACCGGAGCAUUGCAGCGAGGCGAGCAGAGGGGAAGAGAUGCACAGCCGCGAGGCGAAUAAUGCAGCUGCUGGGGAGGGUGGCAGUGGGGGGAAGAAUGGGCAGUGGAGGGAGAAUUUGAAGGGUCGUGUGUGGGAGAGGUAUGUGGAUGGCAUGGCUUGGAUUUUGGCGCAUGGAGAGGGGGAAGGGAGGGAGUUUAGAUGCAGCCACUGCAGUGAGGAGGGGGGCAACAACACUGGCAGUGACGUGCAAUUGAAUGGUAUUCCUAAGGGCAUGUAUGUGAGUGGGGUAAGUGCCACGGAUUUUGCUCUUGCUUUGGCCGCGGAGCUGUCUAAGCCAGAGAAGUGUAUCGAGGCGGUUCUAUACGUGCUGGAUGGGAACAAUGCCAAUAAGGGCGAUGAAGCUGCUGCAAAGCUACCUGAUGAUCCCGAUGCGAGAUUCUUUCAGCUGGGUAUUGUGGAGGAGAGUUCAAUGGGAGUGGAGUGUGGUCAGAGGGUAACAGAACAAGAUUCAAAGUUUGGGAGGAAGCACGUUAGGGAGAAGGGGCGAAAAGCCAAGGCAUCUGGCAAAGGAAGUGACGUCAGAGGGGGUGAUACAAACAGAGGGUUUGGGGAAGACCAAGGAGGCACUUCACAUGCGUCCGGCAUGACUGUUGCGCGGCCACCUCUGAGAGGAGAGGUGCCCAUGGCUGGAUGUGUGGAGGAUGCUGAGUUCAUUGUGGACGCCAUCAGCCUCGUUGCCAGCCCACUCGCAUGCGCCAAAUGCAUCCGAUGCUACCGCAGCUACACCUCCUUCAUCCCAUCCAUCGCUCUCGACGCCAAGUUUGCCUACCGCCCCCUCAGUGUCCUCGUCAACCGCUUUCUAUCCGUCUUCCCGCCGCACUCCGCUGGGUUCGACAAGCUUGUGAAGGCGAUGGGGUUGUCGCCAUUUCCCCCAGGCCCGCCUGCGCUGGCCAACCUGGCGAGGCUGCGCGGCGAGAUAGAGGCGGAGCGCCUUGGCUUUUUCAUGUUCGUCGCCCUCACGUGGCCCGCCUCCAUUCUGGAUAUGGAACAGUUUGAGAGCAAACGGGCGGAGGAGGGGGACGGGAUUCGAGUGAAGAAGAGGGUGGGGAGGAAGAAAGGGAAGGCACGAGGGGAGGAGGAGGAGGAGGACGAUGGGGAGGUGUGGGAGGAGUUGCAGUCAUGGUGCUACACGGCAAAAGUAGCUUGGCCAUCUGCCAUGCGUGUUGCAUUGAGCAAUUCCAAUGUCGAGUCGGCUCGUUCAGGUCUCAGUGGUGUGUGCACGGGCAGUGAGGGGCGGCAGAAGAGGGCGCACGUGGACACGCGGAUGGCUAAUAUAGUCAACACAGGGGCGGCGAAGAGGAUCAGACAAAGGGUGCGGGACCGUGCUUGGGCUGCGUGGAGAAGCAGCACUAGCAACAGCAGUAGUGAUGCAGUCAUGGGGAUUGGUGCUGCUGCUGGUACUGGCAGCGCCAGCAACGGUAGUAGUGGCAGAGAAAGUGGUGAUGGUGCUGGCACUAGUGAUAUUGCUUGUGCUGGUGAUGGUGCUAGUGGUGUUGCUGGUGCUGGUGGUGGUGCUGGUGGUGGUGCUGGUGCUGGUGCUGGUGCUGGUGUUGAUGGUAGCAAGAGCACUAGGGGAAAGGGGAAGAAGCUGGAGCUGCCACCUUAUCAGAUUCCAUGGCCUGGGGGAGUCAAUCUCGUGGCAUGUCUGCGGGUUAUGCUGCUGGGGGAGCCAUGCUACCGCCACGCUUCCCCGGCUGCCGCUUCCGUCCCUCCUUCUGUUGCCAACACCACUGCGGCAGCACCAAAUACAACGGCCUCUGCCUCUUCCAUCCCUGCCGCUCCAACCAAUGUUGCUGCUCCGAGCACUGCUGUCUCCUCUACCCACCCACCUGUGCACACCGUUGCUACCACGUUAACCCAUGAUGCCUCGUCCACCCAUGUCACUCCAACCAACGGUGCUGCAACAGGCACUGCAGCUGCACCUGCACCCGUAGCAGAUGCAAAGGCCUUUGGUCCCGAUGCGUGCAGGGGAAGUAGGUGCGGUGCUGCGGGGUGUGCGAGUUUGGAAGGUGGUGGUGUGAAGCUGAGGAGCUGCGGUGGGUGUGGCAAGGUGGCGUAUUGCAGCAGAGACUGCCAAAAGGCGCACUGGCCCUCCCACAAGCUCACAUGCCCCGGCAGGACCAGCAGGAAGAGGAGUGCGAAUGUGAGUUGUGAAACAGUGGCAAGGUGA